AUGCCAAAAUCUAAAUGUUCUGAAAUUGAACACCAUGAGAACAAUCAUUUCAAGAAGAGGAAAUCCAGAAAAUGGAUGUGGACUUCACCCAACAUGCAGACCAAGAAUGCUAUUGAUUUCGUUUUAUCAUCCGGCGAAUCCAUAUUCUUAGACGUUGAUAUCAUCGACGGUUCAAAUUCGUUAGUGAUCAUCGACUUGUUAUGGCUAAUAUUCGUCCAGAAAGCAAACAUCAUCGAUUUCCAGGAAAACUUGAAAAGUGAAAUAAAAGCGGUCCCUGAUACUGCUAGAUCGAAAGUUCCGAAAAGGUUCCACUUUUCUGAAACUACAAGGGAACUAUUUGAAAAAUUACGUCUCCUUCUGCAGCAGCACCCAGUAAGAAAUACAAUCGAAUUCUCCAUGGUCAAUAAAUUAUUAUAUUACGUCGCUCACUGGAAUCUGAUCUCGUGCAGAAACAUCUUCCGCCUCUACAGUAGGCUGUCUCGAAUGGAUUCAGCCUUCGUAGAGUAUUACAAGAGAGGAGGAUUUGCAAAACGACAAACGCCUACUGCUGUCGCAUUUUUUGUUCAAGUAUUCUACAAUGAACUGUUAACUUCAACAAUGAGAGCCAUCACCACUCUCACACAAAUGAAGAAUUUUGAGGAAGUGCCACAAAUUUUGCCCAGAGGAAUCGAGCAUGCUAUCGAAACGAUGAAGUUAGGGAAAAAACUAGGACUGUCCACGUAA
This is a messenger RNA of Ostertagia ostertagi, 723 nucleotides long. NCBI's taxonomy places the organism in Eukaryota, Metazoa, Nematoda, Chromadorea, Rhabditida, Trichostrongylidae. The record is from the annotation of a GenBank genome assembly.